Molecule: messenger RNA, 1702 nt
Organism: Theobroma cacao (cacao)
Lineage: Eukaryota; Viridiplantae; Streptophyta; Magnoliopsida; Malvales; Malvaceae
Product: Protein prenylyltransferase superfamily protein
Biological process (GO): protein farnesylation; protein geranylgeranylation
Cellular component (GO): cytoplasm; CAAX-protein geranylgeranyltransferase complex; protein farnesyltransferase complex
Molecular function (GO): protein farnesyltransferase activity; CAAX-protein geranylgeranyltransferase activity
Source: RefSeq, a predicted model, not a curated record
UUUCUUUCAUUUUCCUGGUAACCAAACAGGGAGCUAGAAAAAUAGAGAAAAUGUACGGAAACUCUUGGGAUGAAGACAGAGCGAUGGAUCUGUUGAAUCAAUUGGAGGCAAUUUUGGAAUCCGAUCCUCUCAUUGAUGAAGUAGGGUUUAUUCACCCAUCUCAGUUUGUCACACUAUGCAAAGAGGGUGGUGAAUCCGGCGACUCAUCCGAGGAUGAUGUUUUGGGACCUAGAAAUACAAAAUUUUGGAAUAGAGAUCAUAAGUUGGGCAUUUCAACUGAGGUUCUUCUUCCGUUGUGUAAGGCUGCUAAAGGUGCAUUUAUGGAUGCAAUGAAACAGUAUAGGACACUUAACAGCUUAUCGAAUAAUAAACAUGAGCAUGAGAAUAUCAUGUAUGGCUCUUUGUCUCGUCAGUCUUUUGACAGUGAAAUCAUGAAGCAUAGCAGGGCGCUUUUAUUGUUAAGCUGCGAUUUUGGCACUGCAUGGAAUUCCAGGAAGCUAGUUGUGUCAAAGAAGCAGCAACUGGCAAUGCUUAUGGAUGAACUUCUCUUGUCAGCCCUUGUUCUUUCUUAUUCACCUAAAAGUGAACAAGCUUGGAGCCACAGGCGAUGGGUGAUCAAGAUGAUUGCUGGAAAAUGUUCAACUAUGCCAGAGAUUAUAACAAAAGAAUCUGAGCUUGUCGAAAAAAUAGCUGAGAGAUCAAAAAUGAACUAUCGUGCCUGGAAUCAUCGGUGCUGGUUAGUUUCCUACAUGACGAGAGAACAGAUGCUUCACGAGUUAAAGAAAUCCAGAGAUUGGGCUGGGUUACAUGUUGCCGAUAAUUCAUGCUUUCACUAUCGCCGACGGCUAAUGCUUGGAAUUUUAAAGAAUUCCUGCUGUAAGCAAGAAUGUGAUGAUUCUUCUUAUGAUGUUGAAAACUAUCAAGUUGUAAAGGAGGAACUUGAUUGGAACGAAGUGUUAAUAAAACGUUAUGUAGGGAGAGAGGCUCUAUGGCUACAUCGUCGUUUCCUGUCCCAGUGUUCAAUAAGCCAUUUGACAAUGAAUAUGCAUGGUAUUUCCAGCCAGUCUGAGCAGAAAACCAGCAUGGAUAAUGAAAUCAGUAUCUUCAUGCAUAAUGAAUUAUGUCUCCUAAAUUCCUGCUCAACCAUUCAAGAUAUGGAGUUUGAGGAUUUCCAAGCACAAGCAAUGUAUUCAGCAAUUUACUAUUUAUGGUUGAUAAAGCUAAUUCCUCAAUUUAGGGAGAGUGAAGUGCAAGUGAAGCUAAAAGCAGGAAACCUGAAGACUAUACUACAUAAGACAUGUCCUGAAAGAUCUUUUCUUUGGGACUUUUUGGACUUAAAUGGAAGCUUAUAAUCAGCAUGUAAUAAUACUAUUUUGUACAUUUCAACUUCCGAGGGUGCAUCGUCAUGUUUUCCAGCUCUCUAGAGAUCAGAAUGCCAUGAGGAAAACGCAGCUAUUAUGGAUUUGAACAAUGGCUGGCCAUUCCUACUUUGCCUAGGUCCUUGAAAUAAAGUUGUAUCCAAAAAUUCUAAGGGGGGAAGCAACUGCUAGCAAAACUGGACACGGUAGAUAUGAUAUGCACAAGGAGUUUUGCUGAGUUGGUUUGAAAACCAUUACAGCUUUGCAUGGACCGUUGUGUUUUUCUAUUAUAACUGAUGUCCACCUCUUUCGAUUCUGAAUGUAUGAGUUGGGAGUUUCAAGUC